This is a messenger RNA of Chelonoidis abingdonii (Abingdon island giant tortoise), 5099 nucleotides long. Its product is annotated as SITS-binding protein-like. The record is from RefSeq and is a predicted model, not a curated record. Lineage: Eukaryota; Metazoa; Chordata; Testudines; Testudinidae.
GGUUUUGAAUGAAAUUAUGCUUUACAGACAGCUUCCAGUUUUUACUACGCAUCAGGUAGAUUCAUCAAACUCUUCUAUUUGGCAGAGGAAGGGCUAAAGAACUUGUUAUACUUUGACCUGAGUGACUUGCACUUUUGGGGAAUCCCAUUCACACUCUUCUCUUUAUAAUCAGCAAAUAUCCACUGUGAUCUUCUCUGCACCAUGUGUCCCCUUAAUGCUGCAUUACAAGCCUGAACCCAAAGCUGCGUGGAGACUUGAAUGCUGCAUUUUCCCUAUACAGCCGCUGCUGCCCACUCCCCCCUCCUUUACUCCCAAUCUAAUGGUUAUACAGGAUCCAAGCUUUUCAGUGCAUGUUUGUCUCUAUAGGGCCACAGACAGUGUUCCUGAUUAGGCACAGUCUGGCAUGCCAGAGAAACGUCACAGCUCAAGCACCUGGGACAAAUCUGGCAGGGGGGAUGGAUCUGACACCACACGUUUACAGCUCUAUUUUGCAGGCACUCUCCCUUUCUACAGCUAGUGCACUGCUGACUAGAAUAACUUCCCCUUUAGCAACAUGUGCUGAGUGGUGGAGAAAGCUUUGAGAAGCGGUUUUACUUGUUUUUAUUUCUGGGAGGGGGAAGUUGUGAAGUUAUUUUUGGAGAGGAGGGGGAACUAACCAAAGUUAAAGAGAGCUUCCCAGCAGGUUCCGAAAGAGAGAGCUCCAUGUCCUGAAGCAGAAGCAUUUCCUUGCGAGAUUGCUUUAAUAAUUUUGUAUAAAAUGCCCCAUGCUCGUCCCAGGAACCAGAGUCUAAUCCCAGAGGUGACGUGGGACUCUGGGCUCAAGGAGAUGAAUGAGACUUGGAAGGGAGCUAUUGCCUGCCUCGGGGUGGCUGUCUUCUUCGUGAUGACCAUUGGGAUUAUCUACUGGCAAGUGGUGGACCAGCCAAACAAGAACUGGAUCUUGAGAGGGAGCAUCAGUGGUCUCAUCUGGGAGCGAAGGUCUCACUCCCUCGUCCUGCAGACCCUGAGCGAGGAGAAGACCCUGGUGGAGAUCAAUGUGGGCAACUUCCCAGACAUGGAGCAGCCCUUUGUGAAGAACUUGUGCUGGCUGAACAAGACGGAGUUCUGCUAUACCUGGGAUGCAAUGGCGGAUCUGGAGAUUUCCCUCGAACCUGGUCCUUCCGCCAGCACAGAGUGCUACAGGAUAAACUGGACUCCACUGCACUGCAAGAUUACACUAAAGGAUUGUUUUUCAAUGACUAAUGUCUCCUGGUACGGAGGAGCAAGCAUCAGAGCCCAGCGCUGGCCUUUGAACAAUGUGAAUACAAAGUCGCAGCCAUUUGUUAUCAGCAACCUCACCAAAAAUCCCACCGGCUAUGGAUCUGUCUUAGAAAAAUACUUUUUGGGAUCAACAGGGGUGACAGUGACAGUUGCACCAGACAUCCCCAUCUCCCUCUCAGUGGAGAGCAACAGGCACUUCUGUCUUGAGAGCCCUUCCAGCAUAGCCAUGGUCCCCCUACAGUAUAUGGUGUGCAUCAGUCAAAACAUCACAGCUGCCCAUCAGGAAGCAGGGGGCCAGCUCUCAGAGCAGGAGAGGAGGCUGCCAAACACUGACAUAUUAGGGUUGCCAAUCUGGAGGCAUUACAAAGCGGCGGAUUCUGCUGCCAAAAUGGAGCGAGGAUUAAGGUCUUUCUUCAGCAGAUUGAAAAGACAUCAUCUUGGGGAGGGGCUAAUUGCUCUCAACGAACAUUCCACAAUGUUACUUUCCAAUGCGGACCAUAUGCGCUUUCCCAUGGCUCUGAGACACACCAGGGACCUCUCGUUAAUUAAACCUCUGAAGUUUUCCAUAACUCUGUCCCCGUAUACAAGCAUUAACUCCCAGCUGUUUCUGUCGUCUCUGCAAGAGGGCAAAGAAGAUUACUGGCUGAGCCUCCAAUCAAAAUUCGACAGCCACCCGACUCCUCUGCUUACCAAGUGGAAAGGCCAGUUUUCUGUCCGGCUGAACGUGACCAAUGAUGCUGCAAGAAGCUGGUACAUGGACAGGGCGAGCCUCUUGUGGCAGAGACUGGGAGCGCAGUAUGUGACUUUUGAAGGUGGUGAAGGAAACACAUUUGCAGAGCAGGCAAUCCAGCCACCCAGAGAAUUGGAAGGGGAUAAAUACAUUGGCAUUUUUGCACGAAUGGCAGCUACGCUGGGAAAUUCGACAAUAAUUAGUGCUGUCACAAGAUCUAACCAUCUGCCACUCUUCAUUCAAAUGACCCCGCUCCAGUCGGACUGGAGCUAUGCUGGUUUGAAGGGAAUUAUACCUUCUGUGCUUCACUACAGUCUUCUUGGCUACAACUUCUUCAUUCCAGAUGCAGUAGGAGGGACCCUGGCAAAUGAGUUCCUGACAGAAGAAGAGCUGUAUAUUCGUUGGCUGCAGCUUGUGACGUUCCUUCCUGUGAUGUCCUUCAGCACUCCGCCAUGGGUCUGCUGUGAUGACUGGGUACUGAAUCUCACUAGGCAAUACAUACAGAGGCAUCAAGAUUUUGUUGUCCCGCUCAUUGUAAAAUUCAGCAAGGAAUGGCUCUCCUGGGGGUAUCCCAUCUUCCGGCCGCUGUGGUGGCUCAGCCCUAAUGACCCAGUCACCUUCACCAUAGAUGACGAAUACCUCAUUGGAGACGAGGUACUGAUUGCCCCAAUUACAGAACAAGGUCGAGUUCAGAGAGACAUCUACCUGCCUGGGGAAGGCCACAAAUGGAUGGACACCAAUACCGCCCAGGUGUUUGAUGGAGGAACCUUAAUCAGGAACUACUCAGUCAGUCUUGUGGAGGUGCCAGUUUUUGUAAAAGCCUCCUAGAUUCCGGGCUGUCCCAGCUCUCAAAAGAUUCACCUACUUAUCAGACGAGCGAUGUUGACAAGACAUGCUCUCUUCCUUUUCAGCCAUUUGUGCUUUUCCAGGAACUCUCUUUUUAUACAAGUGUUUAAAUCUGUUACUGUGAUUUGCUACCAUUCUAAAAUAGUGAAAUACUGCAGGAUCUCUGGUGCAAAAAAUACCCCAUGUGCACAUGCAGCACAUCUGCUGAGAUCAUCCAGGUUCAUCUGAUCCUAUCCUGUGUGUUAUUUACCAAGAAUGUCUCUAAUUAACUAGUAGUGAAAGAGAGACACCCUCAAAGUCACAGGGUAAUGAGAAAGCAGAUGGAUUCAAUGUCUACUGGAAAUAUUCCCAUUUGGGGGAAAAAAAUCAUUAAAGUAAAGAGGAAGCUCUAACAGAGCCAGGUAUGGACAGACAGCAGGACUGGCUGCCUUGAAAAGAAACAGUCUUGGUUGACCAGAUCUAACUGCCUGCUGGAGUCUUAGUGAAACAGGACUGCAUCAUCACUUAUCUUCUACAGAUUGCAACUUUUUGUUUGGAAAAACUGCAUCAUCCAGUUCUGGGUCUUGUGUCAAUGUCUUUAUUUUUGUCUAGGAAAAAGUUAGAGUCUGAUUAUUAGACAAAACUUACAAAAAAGGAAAGGGCAGAGAAAACUCUUCUGUAAUGUGUGGCUGCAGGUCACCAAUGUGAGGAGUCUUCUCCAUUCCUUAUGGAUGAUUAUUUGCCUUGGGUGGUUUUAGAGGCUAUCCUGUCUGCUGCCCCUGCUUUCUCUCCUCAGAGUGCCUGCCUCCUGUGGCUUGAGAACACCCCAAAACUGAAAUCAGCCUUAGUUCAUUUUUGGAACUAAGCAGCCUAUUUGAAGCACAGGGAUGUGUGUAUUAUGCAGCAGCUGGGACUCAGUAAGCCGAGGAUGUUUUCAAAUGGCAGCACUUAAGACAUUCAAAAGGUUCUAGGAGGCUACAAAGAGAAGAUUAUUUUCUGUAACAUUAAGAGCUCAGCAAACACAUGAGUUCUUAGUAGCUGAUAAGAUGCUGCAGAGGCUGGACAUACAUAGUAUUAGCAUACCUGGAGGAACAGCUUCCAAGUGAAUUCAAAUGACCUUACCAAGGGGUGCAUAUAUAUAGCAGGAGUGGGCUCAGAUUUUCAAUGCUAAAAUUAAUGUAUAUGGUACAAUUUCUUUGUGUAUCCCAUGACAAGUACCCAACUUCAGUCAUGGCAAAUAUCUUACUGCUUUGCCAUACCCUUGGGAUAGAUGGGCCAGAUGCUUAGCUGGUAUAAGCCAGCAUUGUUCUAUUCACAUUAGUGGAGUUAGGCCAAAUUUACACCAGCUGAUGACCUCUCUCGUCUUCCUUUUAGAUUAGGAACCACUCAGGAUUUUCCUAAUCUUAUCGAGAGUAUCUAGGACUUUCUGGACUGUGAGGGGGCCCCAGGGCAGUGUCAAAAUGCAGGGUGCCACAAGAGGUCCAAGGCUGUGAGUGGGAGGGGGAGCCCUGUGUGCCACAUGGGGAAGGGGCUCACUCUGACCACGUACAGGAGGUUGCUGUGGCACAGCGUACAAGUGUAGCAUAAAAACAACUUGUGCCCUGUAGGAGACAGAAAAGGCUGGUGAAAGAAGUGCCUCUUAGUGCUGCUCUGACAGAAUUGAAUUGCCUUUUAAAUGGGGUCCGAACAGAAUAGAUUUUAGCUGCUGCACUGAGCUUGUAACUUGACAUGGUCCCCUCCAGGUGUUCAAUCUCAUCAGCAGUUUACAUGAAACAAAUUGAUACUACAGGCACCAUCCAAGGAUCCACAUCAGACCAUGGCUGUUUGUAAAAGAGGAAUUUGCUUCAGCCUCCUCCAUCACCCCAACCAGGGCCGUCCCUAGGCAUAUGCAGAAUAUGUAGCUGCAUGGGCACCAAAUUGCCCCAAAUUUCAUGGUGCCCUAGGCAGCUGCAUGCUGCAUACGUGGCAGCACCAUCUCCGGCAGCCAGCCCUAUCCCCCAGCCAGCCCCCCUGUGGGCUGCACCCUAAGAGAGUGUGGGGCCUGGGACAACUCCCUCCGCCCUGCCUCUUUGUCUUUGCCCCUGCUCUGUCCCUGGCUCACCCCUAUUCCACCUCUUCCCCCACUGAUGGACACAGCCCAGAGGAUUAGCAGGGGGCCUGUGCUGGCAGCAGGGUCAGGCCUGAGACUGCACUCAUGGGCAGCAGCGGGAACCAGACCAACCCGGCCCCAGCCCGCUCCACUCUGCCAGCUCCCAGCCACAUCACUCUGCUUUAGGGUGACCAG